Messenger RNA from Fonsecaea nubica, 951 nucleotides. RefSeq lists its product as hypothetical. The record is from RefSeq and is a predicted model, not a curated record. Bases 1 to 951 code for a protein of 316 amino acids. The transcript has a single exon. NCBI's taxonomy places the organism in Eukaryota, Fungi, Ascomycota, Eurotiomycetes, Chaetothyriales, Herpotrichiellaceae.
AUGUUAUCCCGCGGCUCUCAGGUCUUCAACUCCAUUUUCCUCUUGGGAUCUCUUGGGAGUUUCUUCGUCCGCGCGCAGAAUGAUUGCAGAGCUCGAAGUUUCGGCUGCUGGCGCAUCUCCCAUUCCAACCCUCCGGGGUCACAAUUUGGUGACUUCCACCUGGCCUUUGAUCGGAUCCCGGAUGGAUCUGUCUCGAGUAUCUGUGGAAACCUUGCUAAAGGCCUGGGCUCUGAUUCUGGUCAAGAGUUUGAUAAUAUUGGGUGCGAAACACUGAGCGUGGCCGGGGCGGAAAAUGGCGUGCUCGCCACAGGAAACUCCAUGGCCGUCUCCUCACAGGUCGCAGUCAACAUCGACGAUGCCAUCAAAGACUUUAUGCCGACCUUCAACAGGGUACUUCAAUGCCAAUCUACUUCAUCUGAUGUGCCCUGUCUUGAGCUAGCCGACACCAUGCCCGUGGGACAGGAGUCACCAACGGUUGAUACCCUAGGUACAGGGUUGGUGCUCACAACCAUCGGGCAAACAUACAACAUCCAAGCUGGAGGACAGAUCGGCAUGAUAUUCUACAGCGCUGUUCACUCUGGCGCUCUCGCCACGUUGCAGUUGGACAAUGCUCUGACCAAUGCGAUCGGCAGCAUCUCCGCACAGGUCUACUCUCGAUUCCAAGAUCUUCCAGACUCCAGUUUGAUGGUGGCUGACGCCCCCAUUGGAGACACCGGCCUGGUAGUCAAAACGGUGGUGGAUAUCGGCCUCUUCAACUGGAAAGACAAGCGAGGGAAGAACCUCGGCCACAGCAUGUCCCAAGCCGAGUGGGACGUGCUUUUUUUCGACCUGUACAGUGAUGCAAUGUCCUUUUCACAGAAUGUCCUUGCCGCUGUGUAUUCUGCUGAGGCUGUUGGCCAUGGGCAGACUCCAGAUAUCUUUGUCAGCCUUGUGAUCGGACUUGAACUCUGA